This is a messenger RNA of Penicillium cinerascens, 301 nucleotides long. RefSeq lists its product as uncharacterized. Bases 77 to 301 code for a protein of 74 amino acids. The record is from RefSeq and is a predicted model, not a curated record. NCBI's taxonomy places the organism in Eukaryota, Fungi, Ascomycota, Eurotiomycetes, Eurotiales, Aspergillaceae. The transcript has 2 exons.
ACAAGAUCUUCACUCAAACAACUCUACUCUACUCUACUCUAUACAUCGCCACUCAUACAAACCAAACACCACAACAAUGCCUUCUGCAUCCAAGACUUCCCAGGCCACCCGUCUCCAAAACGACUUCGGCGCGGAUUACUGGGUUCGCAAUCCCGCUGAGGAGCACCGCCGCCCCACUGCUGGACGAGGCCUUUUCGCUGGUCUCCAAGAUACCAAGCACUACAACGUGGAAUCCGGCUGGGCUCGUCGCAAGUCUUCUGCCGAGUCGACUGGGAUUCUGGGAUCGCUCUGGAGCCGGUAA